Messenger RNA from Episyrphus balteatus (marmalade hoverfly), 459 nucleotides. Its product is annotated as protein stunted-like. Bases 129 to 305 code for a protein of 58 amino acids. Gene Ontology annotation, cellular component: mitochondrial inner membrane. The record is from RefSeq and is a predicted model, not a curated record. Gene Ontology annotation, biological process: proton motive force-driven mitochondrial ATP synthesis. Gene Ontology annotation, molecular function: proton-transporting ATP synthase activity, rotational mechanism. Lineage: Eukaryota; Metazoa; Arthropoda; Insecta; Diptera; Syrphidae. The transcript has 4 exons.
UCUGUCACAAUUUUUCUGGCACACUUUUCCCGUGUCUUGUCAAAUUCCCAAAUUGAAUUGAAAUUUGUAAAAAAAUUUUUAUUCUUUUUAUUUCACAAAAAUAAAAACUUAAUAAAUCCAAUUCAAAAAUGACUAACGCCUGGAGAGCAGCUGGUUUAACCUACAUCCAAUACUCGAACAUUUGCGCUAAAGUCCUUCGUCAAGGACUUAAAGCCGAACUCCGUGCUGAAGCUGCCAAAAGGGAAGUGAGCCAUGUUAAAUUCAAUCCAUGGGAAAAUGGCAAACCUCUUCAUGAAAGAUCUUAAUUUUCAUUAUCAGCAAAUCAAUGCUGACGGGAGUUGUAAGGCAACCGUCGAAUAAUCGCUUGAUUUCGAGAGUUCAGUCAUCAAUUGAAUUAUAAAUGUAAUGCUUUUCCUUUUAACAAUAAAUAAUGUAAAAUAAAAAAAAACAAUGUAUGUA